AUGGUACAAAGCCACCCUGUAUACAAAACAAAGAAAUGGACAAGCCUCAGCUCCUCUCUUGCCCUGGACAUACAAAAAUCAUUUGAUAUGUCUGCAGUUCCCUCUGAUCCAAUCCUGCCCGCUGACCAAUACCGGAAAUUACUUGAUGCUUUCUCAACAACUUACAUAACCACCACCUCGCCUACUUACCAACGCCUCUUCUCUGAAUCGCCCUGGUUUGACAAGGAAUGUAAAGCCCUAAGAAGGCGAAUUAGGAAAAUGGUCAGAAUCAUCAAAUCUUCCAACGACCCCCAAACCCGUGCAAAGCUCAUAGAUAUUAAAAGGACAUAUAGAAACAUGAUUCAUUGCAAGAAACAGCAGUACAUCUUUGAGGCUUGGUCCACUCUUCGUUCGGCUGUAGAGAG
Messenger RNA from Podarcis lilfordi (Lilford's wall lizard), 404 nucleotides. NCBI's taxonomy places the organism in Eukaryota, Metazoa, Chordata, Lepidosauria, Squamata, Lacertidae. The record is from the annotation of a GenBank genome assembly.